CUACUUUACUAGGAUUGGCAGACAAGCCUCAAAUAGACGACGAAACGUUCCCCGUACGAUUUUCAGCGUGCUCGUUCACGUCUUACCUGAACGCGCCAGCCAUUGAAAUUAGUCUGGACUUGUGAGCAGAAAAAAGCACGGCAAGUGACUGACCAGAAGCAGCACAAAUGGCAGAGUGGAAUGCCUAUUACAAGAAUGAGGAUGACGAGGAAGACCAAGAGGAAGGAGAGCUAUCUGGAGGAGAUUACAAGAUUACAGGGAGGGACAGUUUGGUCUUCUUGGUGGAUGCCUCAAAGGAAAUGUUCAUCAAAGGAGAAGACGGAGAGCCCUCCAACUUUGACAUGACCAUGCAGGUCGUGCGUAGUGUGUACACCAGUAAGAUCAUUAGCAGUCACAGGGACCUGGUGGCGUUGGUUUUCUACGGCACAGAGCAGAGCAAAAAUCCCAGGAACUCUUUCAAGCACGUCUACGUAUACCACGACCUCGAUGAACCCGGUGCAAAGCGAGUGCAGGACGCGGACGCUCUGCGGGGGUCAAAAGGUGCCCAGCUAGCAGCAAAGACCAUGGGCAGCAGCGAGACGUCACUAGGCGACGCCCUGUGGUGCUGCGCCAACCUCUACAGUGACAUCAAGCUGCGCCUCUCGCAAAAGCGGCUCAUGAUCUUCACCUGCAGGGAUGAGCCACACGGGGGUGACAGCGUGAAGGACCGACAGGCUCGUACCAAGGCCAAUGACCUCAAAGAGACCGGUGUCACGAUUGAUUUAAUGCAUCUGAUGAAACCGGGCGGCUUCAAUGUCGCGUCCUUCUUUCGUGACAUUGUAAGUCCACCUGAGGAUGAGAGCGAGUUGGGGCUGCAGCUGGAGCCAUGUGCCAAACUGGAGGACCUCCAGAAGAGGGUGCGGGCCAAGGAGCAGAAGAAGAGAGCCAUGGCCAGGUUGAACCUUUGUCUCGGUGAGGGCAUAAAUGUAGCUGUGGGAAUUUAUGCAACUGCUGUGAGCGCUCGGAAACAAGCUCCCGUCAGACUUUACAGGGAAACCAACGAGCCAGUCCGCAGCAAAACCCGAACCUUCCACACCCAGACUGGCAGCCUGCUGCUGCCCAGCGAGAUAAAGAAAGCCCAGGUUUACAGUAAGAAGCAGAUAGUGAUGGAGAAGGACGAGGUGGACGCCAUCAAGAAGUUUGACGAUCCUGGAUUGGUUCUGAUCGGAUUCAAACCGAUGGAGAAGCUCAAGCGUCACCACCACAUCCGACCUGCUGUUUUCCUCUACCCCGAGGAGGACGAGGUGAAAGGCAGCGCAUGUCUGUUCUCUGCCUUGCUGACUAAGUGUAGCGAGAGGAACGUGUUCGCACUGUGCCGCUGCAUCGCUCGCCGGAACUACCCGCCUCGAUUUGUUGCCCUGGUGCCUCAGAAAGAGGAGGUGGACGAGGGGAAAGCGCAGAUCACACCACCAGGUUUCAACGUCAUCCAUCUGCCAUUCGCUGAUGACAUCCGCACUCUGGAUCCUCCCCAGUGUCCAGUGGCCUCCCAAAUACAGGUGGACAAGAUGAAGGAGAUCGUCUCCAAGCUCCGCUUCAAAUACAGGAGUGAUGCUUUUGAGAAUCCAGUCAUCCAGCAGCAUUACAGGAACCUGGAGGCCUUGGCUCUGGAUAUGAUGGCUCCCGAGGACAUGGAGGACCUCAUCAUGCCAAAGGUGGACCAGAUUGAUGGCCGCCUGGGUCCUUUGGUUGAUGAGUUUAAAGAUCUGGUCUACCCUUUUAACUACAACCCCGAUAGCAAGCCAGCUGCCAAACGCAAAACAGCUGGUACCGGAGGCGGAGCUGAGAAGAAGCCCAAAGUGGAGAUCCCAGAGGACGAGCUGCGUGCCCACAUGCAGAACGGCACCCUGGGAAAGCUGACCGUGCCCGUGUUAAAGGAGGCCUGUAAGCAGUUUGGGGUUCGGACCACUGGGACCAAGAAGCAGGAGCUGAUAGAUGCCCUGACUGAGCGGCUGGGCUCAUAAGGAGUUUAGUAUACAACUCAGUGCCUUUAAUGAGCAGGCAACCCUGUUCAGAUCAGAUCAGAAAUGUCUUCAGACACUGUGCACACAGCAAGUUCUGGUCCAUUUUGUGAUCCAUUUUAAAACCAGGAAAUUACAUUUACCCUGUGAACUCAGGGACCGACCAGAACACUGUGUGCAGUGUUCAACCAAAAAGGUUUCCUGUUGUGUAUGUCAAGAUUAAACCUCUUGCUUUACCCUUUUUUGUGUACAAGUGUACAAUUCACAUACAGUCAUAAAACAUACUGUAACUAGUGAUGCCACUUGUUAACAACCUUUCAUUUGCAUUAAUAAAACCAAAAAAACUUGUACA
Messenger RNA from Perca fluviatilis (European perch), 2349 nucleotides. It is a transcript of the gene xrcc6, whose product is annotated as X-ray repair complementing defective repair in Chinese hamster cells 6. Bases 168 to 2000 code for a protein of 610 amino acids. Lineage: Eukaryota; Metazoa; Chordata; Actinopteri; Perciformes; Percidae. Gene Ontology annotation, biological process: cellular response to X-ray; double-strand break repair via nonhomologous end joining; telomere maintenance. Gene Ontology annotation, molecular function: double-stranded DNA binding; damaged DNA binding; DNA helicase activity. Gene Ontology annotation, cellular component: Ku70:Ku80 complex; nucleus. The record is from RefSeq and is a predicted model, not a curated record. The transcript has 13 exons.